UGCCAGUUCGAAUGAAACCGUUGCAUCACUGGUUCGCGCGAUGUAUAAAUUGACCAAGAAUUCGGUGGACAGCAUCAGUCUUCUGUUCCAAUCAGAAAACAAACCACCAAUCCUCUCAAAAUGAUGAAGAUUAUCGUCGCCCUGUUCGCCCUGGUGGCCCUCGCCGUAGCGAAGCCCGCGGUGGUCGCUGCGCCGGUAGUCGCAGCCCCCGCCCCCGUGGUCACGGCGAGUAGCUCCCAAUACUACCACCGCAACUUCAACACGCUGGCCGCGUACGUGGCGGCGCCUGCUGCGUACGUCGCCCCUUCUGCUGCAUACGUCGCCCCGUCUGCUGCAUACGUCGCCCCGUCUGCUGCCUAUGUUGCUGCACCUGCGUCGUACUACGCUCCUGCUGCGCCAUACGUCGCCGCUCCCGCUGCCUCCUACGUGCUACUAUUUUCAACAAUAUGUGUGGUCUGCCGAGGAUCAGGAUUGCCAGUAGCGCAAGUGCUGCCUGUCAGCCAAGUCCCCGCCCAAGUGGGGCCGCCCACAGUCCUCGCUCAAAGCUCCCAGUACUUCCAGAGGACGUUCAACCGCCUAGUUGCCGCUCCCGGGGUGCUUGAGGCGCCGGUAGUGCCGGUGGCCGAGCAUCCCCCGGUGGUACCUGAGCCGCCGGCCACGCGCCCCCCCUCACCUCCGGCUCCAACACAACCUGUGUUCCUGAAUGCACAACCAAAUGUGGCAAUAGCAGUAGCCACCGCCCACGCUGCUGCCCCGGUAGCCACAGUUCUUCUUCCACCUUAUCCCUUUGGACUACCACCCGGCUUCACGUUCCCUAUCAACGUGGUCCCUACCGAGGAGGAAGAGACGCCGAGAGACCCUGAACCCACCACGACCACGACUCAGAGAGCACCUCCACAGCAGCCGCAGCCAAACCCGGCUUCAUUGAACUUGGAAACGUUUUCACAAGGACUACCUUCGAAUCAGAACGGAAACUUCAAGCAGUACUAUGCUCCACCAAUCCAACAAAUUCCUCUCGAGAUGACUCCGCCAAAACCUAUAAAACUGAAGACUUCGGUGGAAGUUGUGCCACUUAUUGUCGCAACUUGCCCCCAUUGCGUGCGUGCUAGGACUAACGAGACCGAACUACUUAUGGUCAGUGUCGAAACGCACAAGGUGAAUCCUCAAACUGACUGUAUAAAAGCUAUUGACAACUGUUUGCAUGCAUCACACUCGCAUCUUCUGUCCAACAGACAAACACAAGCCAGCAAUAUGUACAAGAUUGUAAUCUUCUGUGCCGCCUUCGCUCUGGCUGCGGCUAAGCCCAGCGUAGCCCCGGCUGCCCUGGUGGCCGCGCCGGCGCCCGUGCUCCCCGCCCCCGCCCCCUUCGUCACCGCCACCAGCUCGCAAUAUGUAGCCAGGAACUACAACAGCCUCGUCCCCGCCGCCCCCGCCGCGUACGCAGUCGCCCCAGCACCUUAUGCAGUCGCCCCGGCUGCGGUUGCUCCGGCCCCGUACGCAGUUGCCCCAGCCCCGUACGCAGUUGCCCCAGCCCCCUAUGCUGCGGCCCCAGCACCUUACGCAGUGGCCCCAGCGCCUUAUGCCGUGGCCCCAUCACCUUACUACGCUCCAGCUGCUAAGGUGGUAGCGGCAGGGCCAGCCCCGGUGGUGGCCCCCGGACCCGUCGUCCCUGCCUACGCCCGCUACGCUGCCCCCUUCUACGGAGCGUCCCCCUACGCUGCCCCUUACCUACUUAAGUGAAUAUCCGAACAUGUUAAAUCAUAAAAGACUGAAUACAAUCCUUUUGUACUGAAUUAAUAAAUGCAUAAUGUUUUA
This is a messenger RNA of Plutella xylostella (diamondback moth), 1815 nucleotides long. The record is from RefSeq and is a predicted model, not a curated record. NCBI's taxonomy places the organism in Eukaryota, Metazoa, Arthropoda, Insecta, Lepidoptera, Plutellidae.